Messenger RNA from Sarcophilus harrisii (Tasmanian devil), 3912 nucleotides. RefSeq names its product ephrin B2 (gene EFNB2). Gene Ontology annotation, molecular function: ephrin receptor binding. NCBI's taxonomy places the organism in Eukaryota, Metazoa, Chordata, Mammalia, Dasyuromorphia, Dasyuridae. The transcript has 5 exons. Gene Ontology annotation, cellular component: plasma membrane. Bases 1145 to 2146 code for a protein of 333 amino acids. Gene Ontology annotation, biological process: blood vessel morphogenesis; axon guidance; ephrin receptor signaling pathway. The record is from RefSeq and is a predicted model, not a curated record.
AGCGGUUACUUUCGUUCACUGAAGACUCGGAGCAGUAGCGACUUUAGAGCCUGAACAGUGAGGAGGAAGAGGCUGCUGCUGCUGCUGCUGCUCACAUUCGCUCUCUCGCUUACAGGCGCACACACAAAGCCACACACGCACACGCGCGCACACUCACACACACACACACACGCCAGGCGAGCAACUGCAAGGGCUGGAGUAGCAACGGCAGCGGCGGCGGCGGCGGCGGCGGCGGGGGCAGCAAGCUAAACCCACACCCAAAGCAAAGGAAGGCUCUUUCUUCCUCUUCUUUCCCCUGACACUUUUUGCUGGUCCACGGCCCCGCGACUCCUGCUUACAAGCUUGAGGAGGAAGAACGGUGGGAAGAUUUUGAUGUGAUUUUGAGGUCCGCCCGCAAGCCGCCUCCCCCCCACCCCAUUUUCUCUGUCCUCUUCAGCAGAGUCAGCGAACCCCGCUCCCUGAGAGAGAAAUGGAAUCUUGCAAAUGUGGCUUUAAUGGACUUCGGGCGCUGAUCCUCCCCCUGGAUUUAUAGACCGAAGCUGCCUUUCUCCAGAGCUCUGUCUGCAACUACCCCGACUGGUCCUCUGGGGAUUACACCGUGCAACCUUGGUUGGGGCUGGGUGGGACGGAAAACUGGAGACGGCGAGACGCCUUUCAGAAGAUUUUACCUAUUUUUUUGUCACUCGCGCGCUCUACAGCUUUUGUUAUUAUUUUUUUAAUUUUCCUUUUUUUACCUUCAAAGAUCAAACGCCGUGAAUGUGCCCGGGCACACUGGAUCCCCACGGGAGUUUGCCGUUUGAGUUGCAGCUUGCGCUGUUUUCCGGAGCCCCGAGAUAGCAGGCGGGCAGCGGGGGGUGGGUGGGGGGACUCAGAGUUUUUGCUUUGGGGGUAUAGUUGGAUUCUGGAAUCAUACGUUUGAAGGAGCGCUCGGAGGUCUACUGUAACUCAGAUGACUCAGUGAAUUGGCUUGCAGCAAAUCACCAAGUGCACAGAUCAUUUUUUUUUGCUUUAGGUUAUUUUUUAUUUUUAUUUUUUUAAAUCGGAAGAAUUGGAAUUACGGGCGCUAUACUUGGUUCUAUUCAGGUACGGAAAUCUCAAGGAGUUGGGAGAGGCUUUGCAAAAAGGGACUUGGAGCGGCUCGAGCAUGGCUGUGAGGAGGGACUCCGUUUGGAAGUACUGUUGGGGCAUUUUGAUGGUUUUAUUCAGGACUGCAAUUUCCAGAUCGAUAGUUUUAGAACCGAUAUAUUGGAAUUCCUCGAACUCCAAAUUUCUACCUGGACAAGGACUGGUACUAUAUCCACAGAUAGGAGACAAACUGGAUAUAAUCUGCCCAAAGGUGGACUCUAAAACUGUUGGCCAGUAUGAAUAUUAUAAAGUCUAUAUGGUUGAUAAAGACCAAGCAGAUAAAUGCACUAUUAAAAAGGAAAACACACCUCUGCUCAACUGUGCCAAGCCAGACCAAGACGUUAAAUUUACCAUCAAGUUUCAAGAAUUCAGCCCUAACCUCUGGGGUUUAGAAUUUCAAAAAAACAAAGAUUAUUACAUUAUCUCUACAUCAAAUGGGUCUUUGGAGGGCCUGGAUAACCAGGAGGGAGGGGUGUGCCAGACAAAAGCCAUGAAGAUCCUCAUGAAAGUUGGACAAGAUGCCAGUUCUUCUGGGUCAACCAGGAAUAAUGACCCAACAAGACGUCCAGAACUGGAAGCUGGCACAAAUGGGAGAAGUUCAACAACAAGUCCUUUUGUAAAACCAAAUCCAGGUUCUAGCACAGAUGGUAACAGUGCUGGACAUUCGGGGAACAAUAUCCUUGGUUCCGAAGUGGCCUUAUUUGCAGGGAUUGCUUCAGGAUGCAUCAUCUUCAUUGUCAUCAUCAUCACCCUAGUGGUUCUUUUACUAAAGUACAGGAGAAGACAUAGGAAGCAUUCACCCCAGCACACUACGACACUGUCACUCAGUACGUUAGCCACCCCCAAGCGAAGUGGCAACAACAAUGGCUCUGAGCCCAGUGACAUUAUUAUCCCCUUAAGGACUGCAGACAGUGUUUUCUGCCCUCACUAUGAAAAAGUCAGCGGAGAUUAUGGGCAUCCAGUGUACAUAGUCCAAGAAAUGCCUCCACAGAGUCCAGCAAACAUUUACUACAAGGUCUGAAAGAACUCUCUGGUGGUACCUUUUGAUUUCCCAGAGGAAAUUUACUGGUCAGAUGCUUUCAGUUGAGGGUUUUUAAUGACACAUUGUGCAUUAGGAUUGACUAGAGCACAGUGGGGGAAAAAGGCACCAAGCCCCUUCAAAGAGAGCCUUCUUGAGCUGGACAGCUUUCCUAGUCUGUAGAAUUUCUGUCUUGGUGAAUAAAUACUAUUCACUAGAAGCUGGAAGACUUUAUAUAGAAGAUACCCAUUCUGAUUGCUGUACUCUUGAUACACUCAUCAUCCUCUAAGCCAUGUGAUGCUGCAGGCAUUCAGGCAUGUAUAAAAAAGCCAAGGGAAGAAGGACAAUAAUAGUUCUAGACAUGCUGGGAAGGUGCUCUAGGAUCUCGCGCUUGAAAUGCAGUCUCCUGACUUGGUGUGUGUAUCUCUCUCAGCGCAUACUGGAUGUGUCCCACAGACCUCUGUGGCUAAGUAAGACUCUUAAAAGUUCUCUCACUUUUAGUCCAUCACUGUUACAUUCACUUCUGUUCUAUCCAGGGCCCUGCCAUAUUUCUUCACACGAGAUUUCCUUUCACUCCACAUCCGGCAUCACUAAUGGAACAUUAAUGUUGUUGGGAGUUAUUUGCUCCUUCCAUUUGCUACAGCAGCUAUAGUUGAAUGGGUAAUACAUUUUCUAGAAAUUGUGUUUGCUAAUAAGGAGCCUUCCAGCCAGAAGUUAGGCCGUCCGACGAAUAAGACUAGGAGUUUGUGGUUGGGGGUGGGGCGGGGGAAAGGGCUGACUGCAAUUGCAGUUCAAUGCUGCUGCCUCUGAAACAUGAAGCUGGAAACAAAACGAAACGAAACAAAACAAAACAAACAAACAAAAAAAAAAACAUUUUUCGGUAGCACAGCACUUUGGUUUGCUAAGUUUUAAGAGGCAAGUAGGAGACACAACACCACACGCAGUGGAUUAGGGCUGCAUUUGAAGGAAUUCACUGUUAUCAAAUAGCAAUGUUCAGAGAGAGAAAGAUAGUACCUUUUGGUUCAGUAGAACAAAGGGGGGUAUUGUUAGUAAAUGAACAAGCUUGGAGGGAAAGACAAUAGUAGGCCGCUGAUGAUAUAUUAGGGCAGGACUGUUGUGGUACUGGCAAUAAGAGACACAGCUAUGAAGCUGUAGGAAAGUCAGUCUGCUUUGGGAUGGUUUUUAAAGCAGACUCAGCUGCUAUACUUAUCACAUUUUAUGAAACACAGGGAAAGCAUUUAGGAGAAUAGCAGAGAGCCAAAUCUGACCUAGAAGUUCGAAAGCCAAAGGUCAAAUGGGCUGUAAUUCCAUCAUCAUUGACAUUAUUAAAGAAUUCUCAUAUAUAAAAGGUAGGUCAGAUCUCUCCCUCUCCCUCCCCCAUCCCAUACACAGAGACCCAGAUUAAGCCUUAUGACACUUUGGUUUAUGGCGGUGCUGUCCCUGCUUCAUGGUGAAGUCUAGGUACUGUGACUGACACAGCAGUUCACCCGGUGCUCUGUUUCCAAGUAAAGCACAUAUGGCAAACCUCUUAAGAGUCCACAAGACUGAAAUAAAUUAUGAUGUCGAGGGGGAGGAGGAAGAUAUGACUUAUUUAUAAUAGGUGUAUAGAACACAAGGGAUAUAAAAUGAAAGAUUAUUACUAAUAUAUAUUUUAAGAUUGCACAGAGUGCACACCAGAAGAUGUGAAAUUCAUUUGUGGCAAUUAAAUGGUCUGACCUCUCAGUGCUUUAAAAAAAAAAAAAAGAAUUUUAUUUUUAAUUGGACAACUA